Messenger RNA from Labrus mixtus (cuckoo wrasse), 3533 nucleotides. It is a transcript of the gene nek6, whose product is annotated as NIMA-related kinase 6. Gene Ontology annotation, biological process: protein phosphorylation. The record is from RefSeq and is a predicted model, not a curated record. Bases 1209 to 2141 code for a protein of 310 amino acids. NCBI's taxonomy places the organism in Eukaryota, Metazoa, Chordata, Actinopteri, Labriformes, Labridae. Gene Ontology annotation, molecular function: ATP binding; protein kinase activity. The transcript is spliced from 10 exons.
ACUGGUCGGUGCUGCUCUGACGUUCUUAUCUGCAGUUUUAUGUUUCCAGUUUCUCUGAAAUGAAAAACAAACUUGCAGCUGAAUUUGGCGGUCUGGUGAACUAAUUAAUGGAUGUAAAUUAUUCUUCUUUGUUGGUUGUAAACUUUUUAAUGGGUGGGUCAUUUGGAUCUUUUUUGCUAACUUGAGGGGUUUAGUUUAACCCUGAAAGUCUUGACCUGAUCUGAGGCUGAUGGGAUGAAGAGGCUGAUGCAGAAUGUGUUCGACUGGAGGACGGCUGAUGACGUGAUGAUCUGUGAAGACUCAGGGAGGUGGAGGGUCGCAUGUAUCGACGGCAUGAAUGAACUGGAGGUAGAGGAAGCCGUAUUUUAAAAAGACAGCAGCUAUAUGAUUGGCUAACAGGAGGGAGUGGAGCAGUGCCACCGGGCAGAUGUGACCAGGUGUUGUGAACAGCUGACGAUAACAGGAACCUGUGUGAUAGCGUGGAGGAGUGCAUGUGACCCCUUAGUGAUCAGUUGGUUCUGUGUGAUCACAGACUGAAUAUGAGAAAUGGACGUGACACCACCUGUUGCAAUGUGAAUCACAGCUUUGAAUUUAAGACCCUCGCCAUCUUGGUUUAGGUGCCAGAAGUGACCAUAUAUGGGGCUACCUGUGAUUGACGACUUGUCAAUCACAGGUAGCCCCGCCCUAACGCCUCUCCUGCUUUCUGGUCUCUGUAUCUCUUUUGAGACUGCUCCCCUGUCAUCACAUCUCAUUUGGUGUAAUAUUUCGAUGGCGUGAUAUUGGUGUCACACUGAGUUUGGGCGUGGCGGAAGCGCGAGAGAGCACGGCACAGCUGGAGCUCCACAUACACACCCAGUCAGACAUGCACACACACACACACACACACACACAGCCUCUGUUACUACCUCUGAAGACUGUAAAUUGUUCUGCAUCCAUUAACAUAAAGAAUAAUAAUAAUAUAAAUUCCUGAGAGGAUGACUAAUGACCACAAGCGACUUCUUGAUCCGUCCAGUGAAGAGACAGCUGUGUCAUGUUGAGAAAUUAAAACUGAUCUGAAAGCUUCUAAAAGGAAGUAGAGAGCGCGAGAGGUGACUAACCAAAGAGAUAUUUUUGAGGCAGAGAACAAGGAACUCAGUGUUUGAACACGCUGCAGUCAGAGAGGACGGAGAAGUCUGAAGGCUCAUAAAGUGGUCUCCGGUUGUGAUGCCAUGAUGGAGGCUCAGAACAACAACCAGCCGACGUUAGACAACCUGAACAACCUGUACAAGCUGGCUGCUCAGGACGACCAGAAGAACAUGUCCGGCCGUAAGUUCUGCUGCUCGAUGUCGAACUUUCAGAUCGAGAAGAAGAUCGGCCGGGGUCAGUUCAGUGAGGUGUAUAAAGCCACGUACCUGCUGGAGGGUCAGCUGGUCGCUCUCAAGAAAGUCCAGAUCUUUGACAUGAUGGACGCCAAGGCUCGUCAGGACUGCGUCAAAGAGAUCGACCUGCUCAAGCAGCUGAAUCAUCCCAACGUGAUCAAAUACCUCGACUCCUUCAUUGAAGACAACGAGCUCAACAUCAUCCUGGAGCUCGCCGACGCAGGAGAUCUGUCCCAGAUGAUCAAGUACUUUAAGAAGAAGCGGCGGCUCAUCCCAGAGAGGACGAUCUGGAAGUACUUUGUGCAGCUCUGCAGCGCUCUGGAGCACAUGCACUCACGCAGGGUGAUGCACCGCGAUAUUAAGCCCGCCAACGUGUUCAUCACAGCCUCGGGGGAGGUGAAGCUGGGUGAUCUGGGGUUAGGACGAUUCUUCAGCUCCAAAACGACAGCAGCUCACUCCUUAGUGGGGACGCCGUACUACAUGUCGCCCGAGAGGAUCCAUGAGAACGGCUACAACUUCAAGUCCGACAUCUGGUCUCUGGGCUGCCUUCUGUACGAGAUGGCGGCGCUGCAGAGUCCGUUUUAUGGAGACAAGAUGAACCUGCUCUCUCUGUGUCACAAGAUCGAGCAGUGUGAUUACCCUCCGCUGCCAGGCGACCAUUACUCAGAGAAGCUGCGGGAACUGGUGAGCAUGUGCAUCAGCCCGGAUCCAGACCAGCGCCCGGACAUCGUCUUUGUGCUGCAGAUCGCCAAACAGAUGCACAUGUGGACCUCCAGCACCUGAGGGGGCGGACUCUGCUCAGUCUGAGGACCUGAAGCACUGGGAGUCAGAUCUGCCUGGUCUCACCUGGACGGGAGGGGAAACCACGGACAGACUUGACAGACUUGUAGAGUGGACGGCGGUGUUUCGACAUCGCAGACACUUCUUUUGUGUCCUGGAUGAUGUGAGGAGGAGAUGGGUGGUGUUACACGUUUUGAAGGUGGAGUUUAUGAAGCCAGAUCUGAUCAUGUGAGAGGAGGUCGGUGAUCUGCAGAGGGUCUUUCUAUCAAAGGUCACAGGGGUCCAUUCCAUGUUUAACCCCUGAGUGAGUGACAGGUGACGGUCUGUAUUCAUCACCCGUCUUAUAAUCACAUCAUACGUCUGCUUCAUAUCGUCAGACAGAGUGCUUCAUGUAGACGACUGGAUGGACCAUUAGAGAACACUUCAGUUAUCAUGUCUGAUUCUUUAAUGCAGCUUUAAUGAUGUUCGCUUUCAGGGAGGAAACUAGCUUUAGAAUAUCUUCAGUAGGUAAGUCAGCAGGUCUGUCAUCACGUUUAAGCUGAUUCAGAGCAUAGAACAGGAAGUAAACGUAAAAAAACAGAGCAACAUUUGUAUAAUGAUGUUGACACUUUAAACCUAAACGGAGUCGUGAAAGUGGAAUAGUAAAUAAAGACGACAUAAGGGUUGUAAAAAAGAUUUUGUCACCAUAAAAGAAUCCACCAAUCAAACAGUAAUUGAGCAUUAUGUAACUCUGACCCCUAGUGGUUAAAAUGGGUACUGCAGUCCAAAUUCUAAACAUUGUAGAGAGCUGCCCCCCCCCCCGCCCCCUCCUCUCUAGAGUCAAUGCUCACACAGGUCACCAUGUGGUGAACACUGAAGCUUCAGUGUUUAUCCAGCUCUGCAUCGGUCUGUAAACCUUUCUGUGUUCUAACCUCUCUCCAUUUUUCAAAAACAUCUCCAAUAUUGAUCCUAGUUUGAGCACGUUUCUGCUCGUGGAGCUUAUUAGAAACAUGCAGAGGCUUUUUAGGUCGGGUACAAUCACUUCUAUCUGAACCACUUCUCUUGCCCGUUUCCAUCACUGCAACACCUGUUGACCUGAUAACUGCUCUCAUAUCUGACAAACUGAGGGGCAUCCAAAACGACCGUGUGGGGGGUGUCUUAAAACCGGCUACCUUCUCUGGUCCAAACAAAUCCAGAUCAUUCAGGACCAGAAUCUAAAGUUAGAAGGAGGACAUACUGGAAAAACUUAAAAUUCCGAUCUUCAGUUAUUAGUUAACCCAAAAGCUGCAGCGAGAGAGAGAGAGAGAGAGCACUGUCUGAAUUUAACAAAUAAGUUGGCAACAUUUCCGUUCUAAAAUCUUUUUUUAAUACCAUGUUUUAAAACAAUACAAACUCUGUUGUUUUCAUGAUUGACAG